Messenger RNA from Meriones unguiculatus (Mongolian gerbil), 1753 nucleotides. It is a transcript of the gene Tspan10, whose product is annotated as tetraspanin 10. Gene Ontology annotation, cellular component: membrane. Lineage: Eukaryota; Metazoa; Chordata; Mammalia; Rodentia; Muridae. Bases 83 to 1078 code for a protein of 331 amino acids. The transcript is spliced from 3 exons. The record is from RefSeq and is a predicted model, not a curated record.
GGGCACCACUGCACCAGGACACUAACCUGUUGAGAGAGGCGCCGGCCACCUGCCUCUGCAGCUGUCUCCGUUCGUGUGGAGAAUGGAGGAAGGAGAAAGUAGCCCCUUGCUCUUCCAGGGCACCGCUGGCCAAGAGCCACCACUCGCCAGGAACAGUCCCCCUCCUGCAAAAUCCCCAGGUCCAACACUCUGGAAGGACCAGACAGGGGCCUGGGGCUGCAGAUGCUUGCUCCAGGCCUGGAGGGAAGGCCUGGCCUCCUCCCUCCACCUUUCCAUAGGGAGCAGCUGUGUCAAGUACCUGACCUUCCUCUCCAACUUCGUCUUCUCCCUGCUGGCCCUGCUGGCCCUGGCUGCAGGGCUCUGGGGCCUAGCUGUUAAAAGUUCUGUGGGGAGUGGCUGGGAUGGACCCCUGCCCACAGACCCCAUGCUGGUGCUGGUGCUGGGAGGCCUGGUGGUCAGCGUGGUGAGCCUGUCCGGCUGUCUGGGUGCUCUCUGUGAGAACAGCUGCCUCCUGCACUGCUACUGUGGGGCUGUCCUCUCCUGCCUGGCCCUGGAAGCCCUGGCGGGGGCUCUGGUGGUGGCCCUGUGGGGCCCGCUGCAGGCCGGCCUGGAGUCUGCCCUUCAUGCUGCCAUCAUCCGCUACUGGGAUGACCCAGACUUGCGCUUCCUCCUCGACCACGUCCAGCUGGGGCUGCAGUGCUGCGGAGCAUUAUCGUACCAGGACUGGCAGCAGAACCUGUACUUUAACUGCAGCUCUCCCAGGGUGCAAGCCUGCAGCCUUCCUGCCUCCUGCUGCAUUGACCCCCAGGAAGAGAGAGCUUCAGUGAACACUCAGUGUGGCUUCGGGGCGUUGCGCCUGGACCAGAAUGCAGCCGCACGGGUGGUGCACGUGCAGGGCUGCUGGCCUGCGCUGCAGGAAUGGCUACAGGGGAACAUGCCGGCCAUAGGAGGCUGUGCCGUCACUAUUGUCAUGGUCCAAGGGACUGAGCUCCUGUUGGCUGCCUGCCUGCUGAGGGCUCUCGCUGUCCACAAGCAGCAGAGGACACAGAACCCAGCCCUCCCCCCCCAGCAGAGCUGAAAAGAGAGGCCUAGUGCAGGCCAAGUCCGAGGACUCUCUUCACCCUCCAGGGAAGUGUCAGGGUAACUAACUCCCCAAGGGACUGACCCCUGGCCUUCCACUCCUGGCCCAUUGCCUCCUUCCUUGCUGCAUCUCUUCCGUCAGGCCCCAAGGCCCACCUGGAUGGACUCUGCUGCCCUGAUUUCACAAUUUCACUCCUGAUUUCUCAGGACCCACCUAAGCUCAUGGCUGGCUUUUGCAGAGGCCACAGAGGCCUGUGUCUGAGCACACUGCUUCCCACUAGGUGACAGGAAGGGCAAGGGCUGGAGGUUCCCGCUUUGACCCUCAGCCACCAACUCUGAUCUGGGUCAGCCUGGCCGGCGAGAUAGUCUAGAUCCUCCUUCUGUCACCGCUGGCUUCUCGGGGCCCCUCCUGCUUUCUGGUCUUCAGUGAGAUGUAGGGUAAUGCCCAGGCCACACCCUGUAGAAAGCUUUUUUUGGUAGUAGAAAGACUUUGCCUAUUGGUGUGUACAUUAAUAUUUGUAUAGUAAACUACAGAUCUCACAGAGACUGGGACUGUCUUCCCCAAAUCAAGACGGAGACAAUUCCUAGUUUCCCAGCUAGCACUGACUGAUUACAAGUGUGUACCAGCACCAAGAGCCCUUCGGAAGGCCAUUUUCUGCAUGCCCAAGUAAUA